GAAAUGAAGCUGAUAAACUUCCAUUGCAGUGCAGUGUAGCCGUAGCCUAUCAUGUCUCUUCCACUGUCAAAUUUUCCGGUGACGACGGCCGUCACCGCUCUCCGUCCGGCACGAUACCUUCCCACCACCAUUAUCCACCGCUUGCCACCACUCACCACCUUCAAUUCCCCCAAAACCUUAUUUUCUCCAUCUCAUAUUAGAACCGCAACCGCCGCCGCUUCUACAAUCGAAAUUGAACCGUUGGAUACCGUGGUCUCCGACUCAUUACCGCUCAAGAAGGUAUUGAUUCCAAUUGGGUUGGGUACAGAAGAUAUGGAAGCUGUUAUAAUGGUGAAUGUGCUGCGCCAAGCUGGCGCUGAUGUGGCUGUUGCGUCAGUGGAGCCUGAUCUAGAAGUUAAACUUUCUGGUGGUACAAUACUCGUUGCUGAUACAUCCAUUUCUGAAUGUUCAGAUCAAAUAUUUGAUCUGGUUGCUCUUCCUGGAGGCAUGCCGGGUUCGGUGCGUUUGAGAGAUUGUAAAACACUAGAAGCAAUUACAAAGAAGCAAGCCGAGGAGAAACGGUUAUACGGUGCUAUUUGUGCUGCUCCAGCUGUCACACUUUUGCCUUGGGGUCUUCUCAAGAGAAAAAAGACAACUUGUCAUCCAGCAUUUUUCGACAAGCUUCCGACUUUUCGGGCCAUUAAAACAAAUCUUCAAGUUUCCGAAGAAUUGACAACAAGUCGUGGCCCUGGUACAUGCUUUCAGUUUUCUGUAUCACUAGUCGAACAACUUUUUGGGGAGUCUUCUUCCACGGAGAUGAGCAAAUUUCUGCUAAUGGAUACCACUGAUGAGGUUUCUCGGAUAGAAGAGUUCAAUAAAGUUGAGUGGGCUGUUGAUCAUACGCCUCGUGUUCUCAUUCCAGUUGCAAAUGGAUAUGAAGAUAUUGAAGUGGUUACGGUUGUGGACAUUCUACGACGGGCUAAGCUAGAUGUUACGGUUGCUUCAGUUGAAAAAACUUUGUCGGUUGUCGGGUCCCAAGGAAUUAAAAUGGUUGCAGACGAGUUACUUAAGAAUGCUGCUGAAUCAAUAUUUGACUUAAUUAUCCUACCCGGAGGAGUUUCUUGUGUCGAGCGAUUACAAAAAUCCAGAAUUUUGAAGAAGUUGCUUAAAGAGCAAGUUUCUAGUGGACGGAAGUACGGGGCGAUUUGCUCUUCACCUUCAAUUCUUCAUAAACAAGGCCUGCUCAAAAACAAGAAAGCAACAGCUCAUCCCUCUGUGGUGAGCAUGCUUGAUAGCAACACCAUAGUCGGUUCACAAGUUGUGGUUGACGGUACACUAAUCACAUGUCGCGGUCUCUCAAGUGCCCCGGAAUUUGCGUUGGCUAUCAUCGCAAAGUUUUGUGGGCACGGUCGAGCAAAAAGUGUAGCAACUGGGCUCGUUUUUGAAUACCGAGCAAGCUAACUAAGUAGGAAAGCAAAAGUUGAUUAAAUCUAUUACCAUUUGGUGGGUGGUUUUAUAAUCUAUACAGCCACAAACCCAUGCUGAUUGCAAGGGUUAUCGGUUAGUUUCAAGAAUCAAUUCCACAAGAAAGGUUCAUUGUGGCUGAUCAUGUCAUGAUUCAACUUAUUAUAUGUAUUUGGCAUGUUGCCACUUGUAUAAUUUGGAGGUCUAGAAUGAAUUUGAAAAAAAAGUAUUUUAUAAUUAAUUUAUUGGUAUGUAUUUUCUUUUGCAGUUGUAAUUACAAUGUAUAAAUUUUUAUUAUGGUUUAAUAUGUUAAUAUUCUAAUG
Messenger RNA from Helianthus annuus (common sunflower), 1766 nucleotides. RefSeq names its product protein DJ-1 homolog C. NCBI's taxonomy places the organism in Eukaryota, Viridiplantae, Streptophyta, Magnoliopsida, Asterales, Asteraceae. The transcript is spliced from 8 exons. The coding region runs from base 52 to 1440 and encodes 462 amino acids. Gene Ontology annotation, molecular function: protein deglycase activity. The record is from RefSeq and is a predicted model, not a curated record. Gene Ontology annotation, cellular component: cytosol; nucleus. Gene Ontology annotation, biological process: protein deglycation, glyoxal removal; guanine deglycation, glyoxal removal.